GGGGCGACCGAGCGCCGGCCGCGGCUCAGUCGCGGCUGAGGCGCGGGCGCCGGGCGGAGAAGGGACUCUCCUGCCGCCGCUGCUACUGCUGCUGCUGCCGCCGCCGCCGCCAGCGGGGCUCCGCCGCGGGCGGCCGGGCGUGGAGCCAUGGCCACCCUCAGUGAAAAUGUCCUGUUUGGAAUGGGAAAUCCUCUGCUUGAUAUCUGUGCCGUUGUGGACAAGGACUUCCUUGACAAGUAUGGGCUGAAGCCAAACGACCAAAUUUUGGCAGAGGAGAAGCACAAAGAACUAUUCGAAGAACUUGUGAAAAAAUUCAAAGUAGAAUAUCAUGCUGGUGGUUCUACUCAAAAUUCCGUUAAAGUGGCCCAGUGGAUGAUUCAGAGCCCUUACAAAGCUGCAACUUUCUUUGGGUGCAUUGGCAAAGAUAAAUUUGGAGAGAUCUUGAAGAAGAAGGCUGAGGAAGCUCAUGUGGAUGCCCAUUAUUAUGAGCAGAGUGAACAGCCAACAGGAACCUGUGCUGCCUGCAUCACUAGUGAUAACAGGUCUCUUGUAGCUAACCUCGCUGCUGCUAAUUGCUAUAAGAAGGAAAAGCACCUUGAUUUGGAGAAGAACUGGAAGUUGGUGGAAAAGGCCAAAGUUUAUUAUAUAGCAGGAUUCUUCCUGACGGUGUCACCAGAAGCAGUAUUAAAAGUGGCUACUCAGGCUUCUGCCAACAACAAGAUCUUCAGCUUGAAUCUUUCUGCACCAUUUAUUAGCCAGUUCUACAAAGAGCCUAUGAUGAAAGUCAUGCCUUACGUCGAUGUUCUUUUUGGAAAUGAAACGGAAGCUGCCACUUUUGCUAGAGAGCAAGGCUUUGAGACUGAAGACAUUAAAGAGAUAGCCCGGAAGACACAAGCCCUGCCGAAGGUGAACACUAAAAGGCAACGGAUCGUGGUCUUUACCCAGGGGAAAGAUGACACUGUAAUGGCUACAGAAAAUGAAGUGACUACUUUCCCUGUGUUGGUGAGUGAUCAGAGUGAAAUUGUGGAUACCAAUGGAGCUGGAGAUGCGUUUGUUGGAGGCUUUCUGUCCCAGCUCGUCUAUGACCGGCCAGUGACCGAGUGCAUCCGGGCUGGACAUUACGCAGCCAGCGUAAUUAUCAAGCGGUCAGGUUGCACCUUCCCAGAGAAACCUGACUUCCACUGAUACUGGUGAAUUGGAGGGAUCAAGAGUAACAUCUGUGUUGCCAUGGGAUUGCUGCCUAAAUUUUUCCUCAUUCCCUUUCCUCACCUUUCCAAUACCUGCAUCAACGCUUCUGUACUUCUGUUUGUUGUAUCCUAAACAAAAUAUAUAUUUCUAUGGUGUUUUCCAUUUCAUACAUCUACAAUGUCUCAGUAGUCUUAACUUUUGGAAACAGUGCUAAGUGAAGCUUAUUAUCUCAUCCGUCAGGAAAAAAUGUUCUAUUUACACUGUUUACAAGGAAGUACCAUUUAAAUGACACUGCUGAUUAACACCAUUAAAAUACUUCUGUUGAAUUAUCUAGUUUGUAUCCAGCUGUGGCCAAAUCCUAUUCAACUUACAUGAAAUCAACAGACCUGACUUUAUUUGUCACUUAACGUUAUAAACCAGGAAUUGUUCUUUCUAUACAGUGGAGUCAGACCAGUGCAAAGAGCAGUGUAAAUGUCCCAAGAAUUUCCAUAUGUAUUGGAGUGUACAAGAUCUGGCCAUCAGAUCCAGCCCAGCUUCCAUGGAAGUACAUCGCUGUUUUGUCCAUAAUUUAAGGACCUGAUCCUCAGUUGAUAUCAUGCAUUCAGUCAUCUUGCACUGACGGCAAUAACUUUGGGUCUGGCCCUAUGUGAGAGCAGGCUCUGGCCACUUUUAUCUGUCAGUACAUCUAUAGGUCUAUAAGUACAGUCACUUUUAUCUGUCAGAUGAGCUAGCAGAUAGGUACUUUCAGUGAUUUCAGGGCAGAUGCACGAGUUGAUGAUGAACAUAAACUUACAGAUAGGUCCUAUCUCCUCAUGUGAGCUUCCUAGAGGCUGUAUUAAGGUACACAUAAUGAAAAUGAGGUACAGAAAUAUUUAUGCAGGAUAUAUUGACAGGAUAUGCCAAAUGGAAUCUCUGAAACGCACAUUUUUAAACUUUUAAUUUACUUUGGAUAAUUAAGCAAUAUGGUGGAUUUUGUUUGUAUUUACAGUAUUCAAGGAGGUGAUCUUACACUGCAUUCAUUACUUUGCUAUGUAAUUUGAUACUGAUAAAUAAAAAAUAAUUGUCAUACAGUAA
Messenger RNA from Chiroxiphia lanceolata (lance-tailed manakin), 2262 nucleotides. RefSeq names its product adenosine kinase (gene ADK). The transcript is spliced from 11 exons. NCBI's taxonomy places the organism in Eukaryota, Metazoa, Chordata, Aves, Passeriformes, Pipridae. Gene Ontology annotation, cellular component: cytosol; nucleus. Bases 148 to 1185 code for a protein of 345 amino acids. The record is from RefSeq and is a predicted model, not a curated record. Gene Ontology annotation, biological process: purine ribonucleoside salvage. Gene Ontology annotation, molecular function: adenosine kinase activity.